CGACCUAUUCACUUUAACCCCCCUAUAUUUCUGUAUAUUUCCACACACGAAAUUACACUUGGAAUUUAGAAAUGUGUUAGAUGUUGGAAUAUUUUAUGCGAAAACCUGUUUUUUCCUCCUUUCUUUACCUUCUCUUCAACCAUCAGUUUCUUCGAUUUGGUGAUCUGCUUCCCCAGAAAAAAGGGGUUGGUUAUUUUUGCACUCGAGCUAAUUGGGUCACUCAUAAGUGUGACUCAUGGCUCAUCCUUUUCCUAUAAGAAUUCAAUAGAAAGAAAGGAGUGAUCGAUUGGAUUUUUUUUCAAGAUGGGGUUUUUUCUUGGGGUUGAGCAUAUAUUUGGAUAGGUGUAUGGUUUUGGGGUGCUGGGUGAUUUCUUGAUUUUUGUAGGGAUUUGAUUAUGGGUGGCUGUUUUCCAUGUUUUGGAUCAUCAAACAAGGGCAGUGAUGAUGUGAAAGAAGUGGCAAAGAAGGGUUCUUUAAAGGAAGCUUCAGCUGCUCAGUCCCACCAUUUGCGCAGAGUCAGCUCAGUCAAGUCAAAGAGUGGUUUCGACCCCAAGAAGGAUCCUAAAAAACAAACAGCCAGUCCAAAAGAUGGAACAACAGCACAUAUAACUGCAAAAACGUUUGCGUUUCGUGAACUUGCUCUUGCCACAAAGAACUUCAGGCCAGAGUGUCUUUUGGGUGAAGGUGGAUUUGGACGUGUUUAUAAGGGGCAGUUAGAGUGCACAGGACAGGUAGUAGCCGUGAAACAGCUUGAUCGCAAUGGCCUUCAAGGAAACAGGGAGUUUUUGGUGGAGGUUCUCAUGCUUAGCCUCUUGCACCAUCCGAACCUCGUCAAUUUGAUAGGUUAUUGUGCUGAUGGGGACCAGCGGCUCCUUGUGUACGAGUUUAUGCCAUUGGGAUCUUUAGAGGAUCAUUUACAUGAUCCUUCACCUGACAAAGAGCCUCUUGAUUGGAACACGAGGAUGAAGAUUGCUGCGGGUGCAGCAAAGGGACUGGAGUAUUUACAUGACCAGGCAAACCCUCCUGUCAUAUACAGAGACUUAAAGUCUUCAAACAUCCUUCUAGAUGAGGCCUAUCACCCCAAGUUAUCGGAUUUUGGGCUUGCAAAAUUGGGUCCUGUUGGUGACAAGACUCAUGUCUCCACCAGGGUUAUGGGUACAUAUGGUUACUGUGCUCCUGAAUAUGCUAUGACUGGACAACUCACACUCAAGUCGGAUGUCUACAGUUUCGGAGUUGUGUUUCUUGAGAUUAUUACCGGACGUAAGGCUAUUGACAACAACCGGGCUCCUGGAGAUCACAAUCUCGUUGCAUGGGCAAAACCACUUUUCAAGGAUCGGAGGAAGUUCCCCAAAAUGGCUGAUCCACUAUUACAAGGGCGUUACCCGAUCCGAGGGCUCUACCAAGCACUUGCUGUCGCUGCCAUGUGUUUGCAAGAACAAGCUUCUACAAGGCCUCUAAUAGGGGAUGUUGUGACUGCUCUGACAUAUUUAGCCUCCCAAACUUAUGAUCCGAGCGCACCCCCUCGUAGGAGCAUUGACGAGAGGAGGAACGUUGCAGAGGGGCAAAAGAAUCCAGAUAAGAAUUGUAUGGUAACUAAUGGGCCGGAGCUGGGGAGGUGUGAAACUGGUGGUGGGUCCGGAAGGAAAUGGGGUGUCAAUGAAGCGGAAUGCCCGGAAUCUCACAGAGACAGCCCUGUUAGUGCAGGAAGAGGGAGACAGACUCCAAGGAAUUGUCGUAGUCUAGAGAGAGAACGCGCAGUUGCGGAGGCAAAAGUGUGGGGGGAGAAUUGGAGAGAAAAAAGACCGGCAAAUGCAAUGGGUAGCUUUGAUGGCACAAAUGAGUAGUUCCAUCAAACGCCUAGGCGUGCUACUUCAGUCUUCGAAGGAACUUGGUUGUGUAGAUUCCAAGGGUUGUGAUACAGAAAGAGAAAAUACACGGUACUGUCAUCCUCUGCUGCCUUCUUGUCCUUUUUUAGCCCCCCGGAGCGAUGGUUAGAUCAUAAAGGGGCCGCGGUUACAAGAGGAACCAGAAGGAGUUGGGGUUCUAAUUUUGGGUUUUACAGGUAGCCACGCUGCAGAAUGGUGUAUGCAGCAUAUUGAAGUUAUAUAUGUAGGGUUUUUUUUUUUUUUUUUUUUUAAAAACUUCGGAACACGUUGAUACGGAAGAUAAGGUCGGAAUAUGUUUCAUUUUCCCUCAUUGUUGUAUACAUUAUUGUAUGGGGAAAUUUAGUGGAUUUUGGUCUCAUGGUUUCCCAUUGUUUGCAUCUUCAUGCUCUGUACUGUACUCAUUGUCUUCAUAUGUAAUAUGUAUAGAUUCCUGAUGUUCUUCA
Molecule: messenger RNA, 2329 nt
Organism: Rhododendron vialii
Lineage: Eukaryota; Viridiplantae; Streptophyta; Magnoliopsida; Ericales; Ericaceae
Product: serine/threonine-protein kinase PBL27-like
Exons: 5
Coding region: 396-1844 (482 amino acids)
Biological process (GO): protein phosphorylation
Molecular function (GO): protein kinase activity; ATP binding
Source: RefSeq, a predicted model, not a curated record